UUCCGCGAAGUGUUUUGGGAUUUGCCGUGCUCGUGAUCGGGAUUGUUUGGGUUCCUUCCCGAGCGAAAGGCAACCGUCGUGUGGCCCGACGAAAGCGACAAGUCCAAGAACAGUCCCUGAAAGAUAAGCCGGGGAGUUGGCGACACUUGCUGGUGCCCUGUGUCUGACUGGCGACCAGUUCAGGUUGUUGACCGCCUUUUGUCCGAAGUUGUCUGGGACAGACUACAGCACUCCCGCAUACCCUUGUGAAGAUAAGCGGCCUGGAAGGUGGAUGAAUGGAAUCAUAAGUAAAAUACAAAUUAAUAACUAUCUUUUUAUUAAAAUAGAUUACUUACAUUUAUGUCUUUAUUUACCACAUCUGCCACAUAUCUCUGAGGUUUGUUGUUUUGAAUUUUCCAUUCUCUAGGCUACGCUCAAAUGUAAACCCAAUAAAAAUUAGAGCUAUAAAAAAAAAACCAAAAAUUCCCUUCAUAUUUAUCUGUUUUACUUCACCCACCUGGCCAACCUUUUAUCCAUCCAUUUUCCAAGCCACAUAACGUCACAUGGGUCACAGGAGUGCUGGAGCAUAUCCCAGCUAACUUCGGGUGAUAUGUGGACUACACCCCUGAACUGGUCGGCAGUCAGUCACAAGGCACCUGUCAACACCAUCACUGAGCAGGAAUUGAUUCCACGCGGCCCGCACACAAGUCAGCUUUGUCGCCGGAAGCGCCAUGGAUGAGGAGGAGCAGUUUGUGAACAUUGAUCUGAAUGACGACAAUAUCUGCAGUGUCUGCAAGCUGGAGACCGAUACAGGGACCUUAUCUUUCUGCCAUGUCUGCUUUGAACUCAGCAUUGAAGGUGUUCCUGCUGCCACGCUUUUGCAUUCAAAGUCUCUACGAGGCCACAGAGAUUGCUUUGAGAAAUGUCACCUCAUUGCCAACCAGAAGCUGUCACACUCCAAAGUCUCCCGAAGUGCCUACGAGGGAAUGAAACUGGCCCUCAGCCAAAGACUGAAUCGUAUCAUCCAGUAUGCCCAGAACAAAGACAAUGUCCCUUCCAACGGCCUCUGCCGACGUGGCCCCAGGCUUCUCUGUUACAGCCAACAGAGUGACCGCAAGCUGCUGCCUCAGUCGGAAGCCCAGGUGCCCCGCUACGCUCCCUGCUGGGAACCAGGGAGUGCAACUCGGCUACCCGAAUACACCAUGGAGAUGCUUGAACGCCACACAGCCCAGGAAAUAAGGAUUCUCCAGAACUGCCAUGGGGACGUGUGGUCCAGUGGCGGCAGGAAAGCGCUGAACAUCCGAAAUCCACCAUCAGUGGGUGGGCAGACUGAGCGCAAACAUCAGGGCCACAGCAGAGAUGAAUUGACUAAAAUGUGCGAGGAUGAACUCCAUCACUUGAACAAUGAGCUUCUCUCAAAAAUUCAAAAGGUGUUUGAGGAGCUAACCGCGGCCGUGCAGGAGAAAGACUCGCUGGCGUCCGAGCUGCACGUACGUCAUGUAGCCAUUGAGCAGCUCUUCAAGAACUGUGCCAAGCUGCCCUGGCUGCACAUUAGCAGGGCUGGGGUCAAGACCAGGACCAGCAACAGCGGCAGAGGCCCCGUAGAGUGAGAGUGUGCACACACGACAUGCGUAUCUUUGGGAUACUUUUAUACAUUUACUGCAAUAAGGCUGAGAAAUGGAAUGCCCUCAUUGGCGAGUUCCUGAGGGAACAGCAAUGAGCUCUGCAUUAAGGGCUUGCUUGGCGCUCCUCACACUUGUCGUGAGAAUGCGAGGAUUCGUGUUGGUUUGGAAACAGUUGAUUUUCCCCCAGACUACUCAAAAUCCCAAUUUCUCUCAAUGCACUUGGUUUUAUUUUAUUUAGUAUUAUUUUAUGUAGAUAUUUUUUUUCUUUACUGUUUAAGAUCUUCACACUCAGCAUUGUAAAACCUGCCUUUGAAUUUAUAUUAUCAGUUGUCACUGUGCUUCCUCAACUUAAGUGUCUAGUUUGGUUGCAUUUUUGAAAGCCACACAUGGGCAUUUCAGCUGCCUUUUUUGCUGUCUGUUAUAUGACGUCUACAUGGACAAAAACGCUGUAUGUGACGAUAACACAAUGAUACUGUAUCAUAAAGGACCUUACAUUAUGCAAGAAGAUGAUUUAAGUAUAGUCCUGAACAAAAGCACAGGUGUCCCAAACACAGCCAAAGGAAGAACAGAUAGACUAAGCCUUUACAAAAGAACCUGUCGGGGUAUCCCAUCCAAAUACCUAUUCUCGCAAACUCUGAAAAAAGUAUUGCUUUAGUAUGAGGAAAUGUCAACAAUAUCUAAUUGUCAAACCAAAAGUCCACCCGAACUCUGCCUCACGAUUGAACUUCAUCCACCAUUAACAGAUGUUGCAACACUGAAUUGUUUCAAUUGUACUAAAAUUUUUAACAUAAAUUCCACAGAGUAUUAUUUUCUUAUUUCAACCUACCAAGAGUUUGUCUUUGUGACCUGGUGGUUGACUGGUUAGCAUAUCUGCUUCGUAGUUCUGAGGACAGGGAUUCAAAUCGGCCGGACGGACGCACCCGUGUGGAGUUUCCGUGCCUGCGUGGUUUUUCUCCGGGUACUUCGGUUUCCUCCCACAUACCAAAUGCUUGUCUGGUAAAUUAAUUGAAGAUUUGAAAUUGCCCGUAGGUGUGAAUGUGAGUACAAAUGGUUGUUUGUUUAAAUGUGCCCUCCAAUUGGCUGGCGACAACUCCAGGGUGUACCCUGCCUCGCCCACAGAGCGCUGGGAUAAGCUACAGCACACACCCAACCCUGGUGAGAGUUAAGUAGUAUGGAAAAUGGAUGGAUGGAUGGAAGAGAGCUUUUUUUCCCCAUUUUUGUUCAGGUGAAGUGUUACAAUUGUGAGAGCAUUUUAUAUUUAUUUAAUACAUGAUGCAAUGUUUUGCUUAGUUUAUGAAAUAAAAAUACUCCACAAGAGAGGCAGAUAAUGUACAAGUUGGAUCUAAUACAAAUAUUUGUCUUCUUUGGAGGUCCCUGGGCUGGAGAAUGAGAUUCACGGUUUAAAAUAUUUUUUAAAUGUAUUGCUUUUUCUCUCUCUUCGUAAGAGAUGCCGUUUAUUUGACCCUUUUUGGGGGGUGAGCUCCACUUAAAAUGAAAUUUUUGUGUGUUUUUAAGAUUUAUGAUUUUAAUGUAGCCUGUGUGUCAAAAGUUGGUUUUGGUUUUUGGAUGCUGUGUAUUUUUAUAUCGUGAAGAGAAAAGGCUCUAUCCAUAUCUGCCUUUGUUUAUGGAAAUUCUCAACUGGAGACUCAAGUAUACCCAUUAACUUUUGUUUCCAUUUGACUUUUUUUUGAUCAAAGCUGUGUCAUGAGAUCUGUUUUACUUUCUAUUUAUUUUGUGUGAAUCUGUGCGCAGCGCUUAUGUAGUUUGUGCUUUUUCAUUUU
This is a messenger RNA of Syngnathoides biaculeatus (alligator pipefish), 3385 nucleotides long. It is a transcript of the gene c18h21orf91, whose product is annotated as chromosome 18 C21orf91 homolog. The record is from RefSeq and is a predicted model, not a curated record. The transcript has 6 exons. The coding region runs from base 711 to 1589 and encodes 292 amino acids. NCBI's taxonomy places the organism in Eukaryota, Metazoa, Chordata, Actinopteri, Syngnathiformes, Syngnathidae.